This is a messenger RNA of Lachancea sp. 'fantastica', 1047 nucleotides long. Lineage: Eukaryota; Fungi; Ascomycota; Saccharomycetes; Saccharomycetales; Saccharomycetaceae. The record is from the annotation of a GenBank genome assembly.
AUGUCAUUGGUAAACAAAUCGGUGCGAGAGCUUUCGCAAAUCCAACAUUUCUACGGUUUUCGUUACGUCUUGAAUCCGCUCAUUCACGAACGAAUAUUCGACAAGUUGAAGGUAUCGAAGCUGUACCCACACUCAGACCGUCUCAAAGUCUUGGAUCUUUAUCCAGGUCCCUCGCAGCAUUCUGCUGUCUUCUAUAAUCGGUAUAAACCUACUCAGCAUGUAUUGAUGGACUCGAGGCCCGAUUUUGUCAAGCACAUCUCUGAGUUCAUUGUACACAAUAAAGGCUGCGAGUCGGCCAUGCAACUAUACAAGCACGAUCCGUAUGAUUGGCAAGCGUACACUGACUUGAUAGAAGUAGACAAGAUUUUGACUCCGAGCACCAUGGGACGUGAGUCCAUUCACGACAAAUUCCUCGUCAUGGCCAAUCUAACCGGUAUGAUAGGUGAGGGCCUCUUCAUGCAAUGGCUGGCCUGUAUAGGAAACCGUAAUUGGCUGCAGCGUUUCGGCCGUGUCAGAAUGCUUGUAUGGGUCCAACAGUGUACAGCUGUCAAACUUCUAGCGAAGCCCGGGGAUCAGUUAAGGGCCAAAUGCUCCCUAGUGACCGAAGCUUUUACAGAAACCAAACUGUUGGCUGCUGCCACAAACACUAAGAAGUUGAGUGGAAACUCAAAAAUUUCUGAGAGCAUGUUGGCCGAGCAUCAGCCGGUCAUGUUCGAACAACAGGACGUGUGGCCACCAAGUGGUAAGCCCAUCUGUCUUUUGGAAAUCAACCCAAAGAAUCACACAAUCGAACUCGACAACUUCGACUAUGUUUCUAAGCAUAUGAUGAUUCUGAAAAGCACACCGCUGUUUGAUUCAUUGGAUUCACUUGGCCAUGGCGGCAAGGAAUACUUUCGAGAGGUCGUCAAAGAUCAGAAACUUCUUGCAAAGUGCCCAAAGGAUUUGACGCUACACGAGUUUCUGCAUAUUACUGAACUAUUUGAUAAGUGGCCAUUCAAGCCUGACAUCUACUUGGACUUUAUAGACGUGUUCCAAGAAAACGAUUAG